This is a messenger RNA of Adineta ricciae, 843 nucleotides long. The record is from the annotation of a GenBank genome assembly. NCBI's taxonomy places the organism in Eukaryota, Metazoa, Rotifera, Eurotatoria, Adinetida, Adinetidae.
AUGGCGACGUAUAUACUUUUGGAUCCUAAUGAUAUCGUUCAACAACAACAAACGAUGGCAACAGUUGCUUUCAAUAAUGCGACGACAGCAACUCAAAAUACUCUUCUAAAUAAUCAUGCUAAUAUUCCGAAUAAAAAUUUGUCAUCAAACGAUAUGGUGACACGUACCAAAAAGAUCUUUGUCGGAGGGUUAUCUGCAAAUACAACUGUUGAAGAUGUGAAGAAAUAUUUCGAACAAUAUGGCAAAGUCGAAGAUGCGAUGCUGAUGAUUGAUAAACAAACAGCCCGCCAUCGAGGUUUCGGUUUUGUCACUUGGGAAUCUGAAGAUGUUGUUGACAAAGUAUGUGCCAUUCAUUUUCAUGAAAUCAACAAUAAAAUGGUUGAAUGCAAGAAAGCUCAACCAAAAGAAGUUAUGUAUGCUCAACAGAUGGCGAAAGGCAAAGCAGCUCUACAACGUGGUGCCUAUGGUGACCUACUCAGUGCUUAUGUAUAUGGUCUAAAUCGAACUAUUCCAGCAACUUAUGCAGCACCGAUCUAUCCGUUUUCGCAUGGAUUACCAUCGGCACAGAUCAGUUAUAUCCCAACGACCGUUGGUCUUCAAACGCCAACGUUGACACCGGCUGGUGAACAACGUUAUUUCGAAUAUCCAUUGACACCACAACCGAUGCCAGCUGGUCAACUCGCUCGGGAUUCUUUAUUACAACGAAGCGGUAAUGGACUUGAUUUCUUUCAAGCAGAUCCACUUGCUGCUCAAUACUUACAACCAACAAGUCCAUCGCCUGGUUUACCUAUUGCUACCUCACUAUUGACAUCGCCCUAUCCCAACGGAUUUCAUGGUCAUUAA